UUUAUCAUAAAAGUAUAAAACUAGUUAAUUGUUACAUUUUUCAUUUCCCUAUUCUUUAAUUUGUUAAUUGUUGCGUUUAUCAUAUAAGUAAAAAAACUAGUUAAUUGUUAAUUGUUGCAUUAAAGUAUAAAACUAGUUAUAUAUUACAUAUUUCAUUUCUUUAUUAUUUAAUUUGUUAAUUGUUGCAUUUAUCAUAAAAGUAAAAACUAGUUAAUUGUUAAUUGUUAAUUGUUGCAUUAAAGUUUAAAACUAGUUAAUUUUAUUAGUAAGUGGAUUCUUGGAAAUUUGCUAUAAUUUUAUUAGUCGCAUUUUAUCAUUACUAUUGUACUCAUAUUAAAACAUUUGAUAUCAUAUAAUAUUUGUUACAUUUUUAAAAUGGACCGUGGUAGACAUUCCGUAGAUAUGAGUAAUCUCCAACGCAACCGAAGGAAGGAGAUUGCGACAAGGCAUCCUAGUUUACGCAAAGACAAAGGUAAAGGGCGGGCCGAAUCUUCUUCUCAAAGUCGAGAAGAUUUUGAAACGGGAUACCAAAGGCGAGAUGUGGAUGCAAUGUCCGACGAGCAACUACAACAACUAUUGGCGCAAAAUGAUGGUCGCUUUUUCCAACAACAAAACAUCUCGGAGUCCAUUGAUGAAGAGGAGCUCGAGGAUGACGAUGCGGAGGACGACGAGGGGGGCGACGGGACUCACGGCACCCCGGAUGAUGAGCAAGAGUUGGAGAACGAGGGCGGUUCAUCCCAAGUUGGUAAGAAAUCUAAAUCUCCUAUUAUAGAAAAUAAUUUUACAAAGAGGAAAAGACAAAACAGCCGAUAAAUGGUACGCAAGUUGCGAUCAUUGCAAGGAGUAUAGCUUGGGAACUUCCGACGGAUACGGGAGCCUCAAAAGGCAUCUUAAGUCCGCGCACUCUAUGGAGUAUGCGAAAAUAGACAAAGGCAAGGGGAAGCAAACUUAAAUAUCGAGGUUUGUAAAUGACCAACCUUUUGGUAAUUUCUCAUACAAUGAUGCACGAAAUUUGACUGGUAUGGCUAACUUACUUGUUGAAGAAAAUUUGCCUUAUUUGUUUUCUAAAAGUCUUGCUUUUAAAGAGUAUGCACAAACUUGUUUAAACCCUCAAUUUAGAGGUUAUAGUCGCAAAAUGGUUAAGAAAGAAAUUAUAAGGUUUUAUCGUGCGGAAAAGGAUAGGUUACAAAAUUUUUUGCAAACUUUGAUGGCCGUGUAACUAUUUGUUCUGACAUUUGGGAGGAUACUUAUCAUAAUUUACAUUAUUUGGGCUUGACUGCACAUUUUAUUGAUAAUGAUUGGAAUUUGCAUAAAUGUGUUCUUACUUUUCGUGAAUUUAAUGAUCGUCACACCGCUGAACAUAUUUAUAUUUUGAUUGAACGUAUUUUAACUGAGUAUAAUUUGAUUAAUAAGGUAUUUGUUAUAGGUUUUGAUAAUGCUAGUAAUAAUACUGCUGCUAUACCUAGAUUGCGUGAAUUGUGUGGUUCUAAUACUUUGACGGGUAGAUUUUUUCAUCAACGAUGUGCAUGCCAUAUUAUAAAUUUAUGUGUGCAAGACGGUAUAAAAGCGUUAGGAGAUGCCAUGGAAGUAGUCAAGGGGGGGAUUAGACGUAUUUGGGGCAAUGGUCAACUUAAAUUAAAAUGGCAAAAUUAUUUGAUUGAAAGAGGUGUGAAAUAUGUUGCUUUUUCUAAAGAUUUGUCUAUUUGGUAGGAUAGUACUUAUAAAUUAAUUAAAGUUCUUCUUAGAUAUAAAGAACAUUUUCCUGCUUUUUUAAGACAAUAUGAUAACUAUAUUUUAAACUCCGCUCAUAUCGACACUUGCGAAAAAAUUUGUAAUGUUUUGAUAUAUUUUAAUAAUGCAACUGAUAGUUUUAGUCAUGUUUAUAAACCUACCUCAAACGAAUUUAUUCGUGAAGUUGUUAAUCUCACCGGUGCUUUUAAUGGAUUUGAGAAUGCCACUUACGUGAGUUAUUUUUGUGGUUUUAUGAAGGAAAAGUUUUUAAAAUAUUAUGCACAUAUUCCGCAUAUUUAUGGUAUUGCAUUUAUUCUCGAUCCUCGUUAUAGACUUGGUAAUUUGGAAGAAUGUUUGAAGUUCUAUUAUAAUGCCUUUUUUGGUCCAUUUCCAAUGUAUGACGAUAACGCCAUAGGUCUGCAAGUUGAAUACAACGAGGUUAGUAAUUUAUUUUAUGUCUUAUUUAAUGAGUUUCGUGCACAAUAUGACAACGCGCCCCCUCUCCCGACACACACAUCUUCAUCUAAAGGAAAAUCACUUUUAAAUCUGCUUUUGGCAAUCUUGUGAAAAAAACUAAAACAACUCACACUACUGAACAAAGUGCACUUAAUGAGAUUUCUUUGUAUAUAAAUUAUGAGGUAGAAUUUGACGAAAAUGAGGAGUUUGACGUUCUAAAGUGGUGGAAGUCAAAAGAAAGAAUGUUCCCGAUUUUGGCACGGAUGGCUAAGCAAGUGCUAUCAAUGUCAGUUUCAACAGUUGCUGUGGAACAAGAAUUUAGUUCGGUCGGCAACGUUCUAACGGCAUCUAGAAUGAGUUUGAGCACUGAGUCUCUUGAGACGCUUAUAUGCUACCACGAUUGGUUGAAGGUCAUACAUAGAAUUCAAGAAAUUAGCAUCACCCCCUCUCAAGACUUUAUGGAUGAAUCAACAACCGAGGGUGGCUCCUAUGCCGGAGAUUCCGAUUGAUUAGUAUUUUACAAUUUUUUAUAAAAUGUAUUUCAUGUUUUAAUUUUCCC
Messenger RNA from Cuscuta epithymum, 2746 nucleotides. The record is from the annotation of a GenBank genome assembly. Lineage: Eukaryota; Viridiplantae; Streptophyta; Magnoliopsida; Solanales; Convolvulaceae.